Diospyros lotus (date-plum) is the source of this 1692-nucleotide messenger RNA. RefSeq lists its product as uncharacterized. Gene Ontology annotation, cellular component: cytoplasm. The record is from RefSeq and is a predicted model, not a curated record. The transcript is spliced from 3 exons. Lineage: Eukaryota; Viridiplantae; Streptophyta; Magnoliopsida; Ericales; Ebenaceae. Gene Ontology annotation, molecular function: glutathione transferase activity. The coding region runs from base 362 to 1564 and encodes 400 amino acids.
AUUUAUGGUGAACUUUUCUGUAGACAUAGACAGUAUCUAGGUGGUUCUUAACAACAACCUAGAUGAGACUGUAGCUCCGGGAAUCUAAACUUGUUCGCCGGAGAACCCAGCGACGCCAUUGUUCCCCGAUGAACUCUUUACGACCUGAAAACACGAGUAAGCGAGAAUGCGACAGAUUUGAACGACAAACUGAUAAGUAAACGAGAAUGUGAUAGAUUAAAACCAAAGCUGAAGCAAGAAGAAGACGUGGUUUGAUCAGCUUGGGUACAAUAGAUUGAAGAAGACGUGGAAGAGCUGUAUAUAUUCUGUGGUGUAGGCCCAUAUGGCUCCAAGCAAGUGAUUUUGUUCAGAACUGGUGAAAAUGGCCUCCUCUUCGCUGCCAGGCUCUGCUUUAUUCAUUCCCACCCCGACGAAGAAGACGAGACCCAAAUCCCGCAGCUUCUGCCCCAGCAUGUCAAACCGGAACACCCCAAACCCUAAUUUGAUAACCGCCGUCGGCAGGCUCCUGUGGGGGCAAUCGCUUCCGCCGCAGCUCCUCAUCUCCGCCGUUCGCGCGAGCUGGUCCACCGCCUGGCAACUGAUGAUGUCCCAGCUCGCCCCCUCCGACUCCGGCGGCCGUUACACCCGUCCCGCCUCCCAAUUUCGCGCGGAUUCCGGCUUCCGCCAAAAACCGGGCGCUCUCCACCUCUACGUCGGCCUGCCCUGCCCCUGGGCUCACCGGACCCUGAUUGUCCGAGCGCUCAAGGGCCUUGAACACGCCGUGCCGAUCUCGAUUGCCUCUCCGGGACCGGACGGCUCUUGGGAGUUCCGGGAAGGCCAUGUCCAACUCACGGAUAGGCUUGUCCCCGGUUUGGACGGUGCCAACGGCUGCAAAACCCUAAGAGAGAUUUACAAGCUCCGGAGAGGCGGAUACGACGGCCGGUCGACGGUUCCGAUGCUUUGGGACGUGGAGAAGAAAGAGGUGGUGUGCAACGAGAGCUACGACAUAGCUGAAUUGUUCAAUUCAGGCUUGAAUGGCCUGGCAAGCAAUCCAAGUCUGGACCUUUCGCCGCCGCCAUUGAAGAAACAGAUAGAUCACUGGAAUCAAAUUGUGUAUCCCAGUGUUAACAAUGGCGUCUAUAGGUGUGGAUUUGCACAGAGCCAAGAAGCAUAUGAUGCAGCAGCAAAUGAGCUGUUCAGAACAAUGGAUAUGUUGGAUGAUCAUUUGGGCAGAUCCAGAUACUUGUGUGGCGAUGUACUGACCCUAGCAGAUGUAUGCCUCUUCACAACUUUGAUUCGAUUUGAUCUCGUUUACAAUGUUCUGUUCAAAUGCACAAAGAAAAAGCUGCUCGAGUAUCCAAACCUCCACUCAUACACGCGCGACAUUUAUCAGAUUCCCAAGGUUGCAGAAACUUGCAAUUUUGAAGCAAUCAUGGAUGGUUACUACAAAGUUCUUUUCCCACUGAAUCCGGGCGGCAUUCUACCUGUUCUGCCUCUCGGCUGCGGGCAUGAAUGGCUCUCUGAGCCUCACAACAGGGGAUCUCUGACAUUGGUAGGGAAAGAUGUAGAGGUUCAUGUUUCAUAGAGAGCAUAACUUUCAAUGUAUUGUAGUGAUGCUGUGAACAUUUUAACUCAAAAAUGUGUAAUUUUAUUUACAUUUGUAAAUACAUUUUCUCUAUUUCAAUUUUUUGCUCGUCUCAUCCGUGUUUUCUA